GCCCGAAGCCCGGCGCCCGCAGCCUUCCCGGCGCCUCCCCGGCCGGCCCCCCGCGCGCCCGCCCUCCGCCGCGCUGGCCCUUCCCGCCGCCUCACCCGGCCCGCCCGUCUGUCUUUCCAGUCCGGCCGGGGGGCCGCACGCUCGGCGGCUCGGGCCGUGCGACCGUGGUCACGCCCUUUUCAGAAAUUCUCGGCUGGUAAUCGCGAAGCCGACAGGGAGCAAGAGCUGGGGGAACCUGGAGAAAACCGCUUCCAUCUGACUUGAUUCUGGCAGGAAGUGGGCUCCGUAUGGUAGUAACCAACAUUUGCCAAGCGCUCUCAAAGGCUCUGGGGUGGCUCAUCUCAGAGAUUCCUUGGGAGCUGAGCCCUUCGCAGGAUCCAUGCCCCAGCCUGUGCCCCCAUGACCAGGUGGAUAGCAUUCCACGUACCCGUGACCCAGAAUCCUGGCUGACCACACUGAAGCAGGAUGCUCCAGCAGGUUAACGGCCACGGUUCAGGCUCUGCUGCCCACGGCGGGGAGUCCCUCAGGGAAGACCUGCAGGAGUUCCUGGGCGGGGAGGCCCCACUGCAACAGCUCGAUGACCUCACCAAGGUGAAUCCUGUGACACUGGAGACAGUCCUGAGGUGUCUGCAGGCCCGGUACAUGGCUGACACAUUCUACACCAACGCCGGCUGCACCCUGGUGGCUAUGAACCCCUUCAAGCCCGUCCCUCAGCUCUACUCGCCCGAGCUGAUGCAAGAGUACCACGCUGCUUCUCAGCCCCAGACACUGAAGCCCCACAUCUUCACUGUGGGUGAACAGACCUACAGGAAUGUCAAGAGCCUGAUGGAGCCGGUCAACCAGUCUGUUGUUGUCAGUGGAGAGAGUGGCGCUGGAAAGACAUGGACAUCCCGCUGCCUGAUGAAGUUCUACGCCGUGGUGGCCGCCUCACCCACAUCCUGGGAAAGCCACAAGGUUGCCCAGAGGAUCGAACAGCGCAUCUUGAACUCCAACCCCGUCAUGGAAGCUUUUGGGAACGCGUGCACGCUGAGGAACAACAACAGCAGCCGCUUCGGGAAGUUCAUCCAGCUCCAGCUGAACGGGGCCCAGCAGAUGACGGGAGCUGCAGUUCAGACCUACCUCCUGGAGAAAACUCGAGUGGCUUGCCAGGCCCCCAGCGAGAGGAACUUCCACAUCUUCUACCAGAUCUACAAAGGAGCCCACGCGGAGGAGAGGGUCCGGUGGUGCCUCCCCGAGGGAGCCACCUUCUCCUGGCUGCCCCACCCAGAGAGGACCUUGGAAGAGGAUUGUUUCGAGGUGACCAGGGAGGCCAUGCUUCAUUUGGGCAUCGAUGCCCCCACCCAGAACAACAUCUUUCAGGCCCUGGCUGGAUUGCUGCACCUCGGCAACACCCGGUUUGUUGACUCAGGAAACGAAGCCCAGCCCUGCCCGCUGGUGGAUGAUGCUCAGUGCUCUGUUGGGACGUCAGCCUUGCUGCUGGGGCUCCCAGAAGAUCAUCUGCUGGAAACACUACAGAUUCGAACCAUCCGGGCGGGCAGGGGCCAGCAGGUGUUCCGGAAGCCCUGCUCCCGGGCCGAGUGCGAUACCCGCAGAGACUGUCUGGCCAAACUGGUCUAUGCACGGCUGUUUGACUGGCUGGUCUCGGUGAUCAACAGCAGCAUCUGUGCCGCCCCCAACUCCUGGACCACUUUCAUAGGCCUGCUGGACGUGUACGGGUUUGAGUCGUUCCCCAACAACAGCCUGGAGCAGCUCUGCAUCAACUACGCCAACGAGAAGCUGCAGCAGCACUUCGUGGCUCACUACCUCCGGGCCCAGCAGGAGGAGUACGCAGUCGAGGGCCUGGAGUGGUCGUUUGUCAGCUACCAGGAUAACCAGCCCUGCUUGGAUCUCAUCGAGGGGAGCCCCGUCAGCAUCUGCUCCCUCAUAAACGAGGAGUGCCGCCUUAAUCGGCCAAGCAGCGCAGCCCAGCUCCAGACGCGCAUCGAGAGCGCCCUGACCGGCCGCCCCUGCCUGGGCCGUGACAGGCUGAGCCCGGAGCCCAGCUUCAUUGUGCUGCAUUACGCGGGGCCCGUGCGGUACCGCACCGCAGGCCUGGUGGAGAAGAACAAGGACCCUGUCCCCCCGGAGCUGACCAGGCUCCUCCAGCAAUCCCAGGACCCCCUGCUUAAGGUGCUGUUUCCUGCCGACCCCAAAGAAAAGUCCCAGGAGGAGCCCUCUGGGCAGAACCGGGCCCCUGUGUUGACCGUGGUGUCCAAGUUCAAGGCCUCCCUGGAGCAGCUCCUGCAGGUGCUACACGGCACCACACCCCACUACAUUCGCUGCAUCAAGCCCAACAGCCAGGCCCAGGCGCAGAUAUUCCACCGAGAGGAGGUCCUGAGCCAGCUAGAGGCCUGUGGCCUCGUGGAGACCAUCCACAUCAGUGCCGCCGGCUUCCCCAUCCGGGUCUCUCACCGGAGCUUCGUGGAGCGGUACAAGCUACUGAGAAGGCUCCGUCCUGCCACAACCCUCGGCGGCCAUGGCCUGUGUCCAGAUGGAGGGCGCUCAGAGCGCCCUCCGUGCACCGAGCCGGCCACGCUGCGGGGCCUCCUCCAGGAGAUCCUCCACGCACUGCCAGCCCCGCUGCACUGCGGCAGGACCAAGGUGUUCAUGACCAACUCCACGCUGGAGCUCCUGGAGUGCGCGCGUGCCCAGGUGCUGGAGCAGUGUGCCCGCCACAUCCAGCGUGGCUGGAGGAGACACCGGUGCCGCACGCAGGCCAGGCAGAGGCGGGCAGCUGUGCUCAUCCAGGCAGCCGUCCGUUCCUGGCUGGCUCGGAAGCACGUCCGGCGGCUGCACGCGGCUGCCACGGUCAUCAAGCGUGCGUGGCGGGAGUGGAGGAUCAGAAUGGCCUUCCUUGCUUCUGAAGAACUGGAUGGUGUGGAAGAAAAACACUCAUCUCAAGCUCCCUGCUCCCCGAGCUCCAGCCCACUGCCCCUGGCUCAGACCAGGCUCCAGGGCGCAAUAACCCGCCUCUGGCCCCUGGGACUGGCCCUGGCCAAUGCAGCGGUGGGUGUUCACGGCUUUCAGAGGAAGCUGGUGGUCUUCGCCUGCCUCCAGCUCCCUGUGGGCAGCCCCAGGAGCUGCACCAUCCAGACGGCCCAAGAACAAGCUGGAGUCCUGUCCAUCCGAGCGCUGCCUCAGGGCUCAAUCAGGUUCCACUGCAGAAAGUCUCCACUGCGCUACGCUGACACCUGCCCUGGACCCUCGCCUGACAGUGUUACUGGCCUUAAUCAGAUCCUGCUGGAAAGACACAGGCCGGGCCACGUGUGACCUCUUCUCCCCUCCCAGCCUCACCCAGCUGGGCCAUCCCCUGUGCCUUUGUUUCCACAAGGCCUUUUCCUGCCAGCGGCCUCGCCAGAGACAUGUAAUCAACACCCGGCUGCCAGACGACUCCCACAGCAACUCUGAGCGCACGCAGGGAGCCGUGGCUCCGCAGGCAGGCGGGCCAGCGGCUGCACCAGUGGCCUGGGGCGGCAGGCUACGCACCCCCUGCCUCCACACCCUGAUGGGUGUCAGGGUUGGCAGUGACUAAACCAGGAUUAGGAAACAUCAGGACCUUCACUACCUUCACGGAUCCAACUCAGCGGUGCUGGCCGUCACUGCAGCGGGCACCCCACUCUUCCAACCCCACAGGCAAAGUCAGCUUGAAAUCAGCUCUAGAAUUGUGGCUGGGGGAAACUUUGCCUUGAGUUCCUUUAAAAGGAACAAAACCUUACUAUUUAAAUAUGUGAUUAAUUUAAUGUCAAGCAACUAGAUUGUAAAUCAAGAAUGAUCAAUGCAAUAUACCAAAGAAACACCACACCGAAAUUUUAUUUAGAAACACUGAGCAAGUUUUUACUCAAAUGGGUGUGGAAACUCAGUAAAUAUUUAUGUCUUAAUUGUACCAAAAAUAAAACACUUAAAAACCAC
This is a messenger RNA of Capra hircus (goat), 3948 nucleotides long. RefSeq names its product myosin XIX (gene MYO19). Bases 466 to 3309 code for a protein of 947 amino acids. Gene Ontology annotation, biological process: vesicle transport along actin filament; actin filament organization. Gene Ontology annotation, cellular component: myosin complex; cytoplasm; actin cytoskeleton. The record is from RefSeq and is a predicted model, not a curated record. The transcript is spliced from 26 exons. Gene Ontology annotation, molecular function: ATP binding; microfilament motor activity; actin filament binding. Lineage: Eukaryota; Metazoa; Chordata; Mammalia; Artiodactyla; Bovidae.